This is a messenger RNA of Morone saxatilis (striped sea-bass), 1772 nucleotides long. RefSeq names its product zinc transporter ZIP11-like. The coding region runs from base 1 to 849 and encodes 282 amino acids. NCBI's taxonomy places the organism in Eukaryota, Metazoa, Chordata, Actinopteri, Moronidae. Gene Ontology annotation, biological process: zinc ion transmembrane transport. The record is from RefSeq and is a predicted model, not a curated record. Gene Ontology annotation, molecular function: zinc ion transmembrane transporter activity. Gene Ontology annotation, cellular component: membrane. The transcript is spliced from 7 exons.
AUGUUGGCUGCUUCCUAUUGGUCCUUGCUGGCACCGGCAAUCGACAUGGCGGAGGACUCUGGGAAGUACGGCUCAUUCGCCUUUUUGCCUGUGGCAGUGGGAUUCACACUUGGAGCGGCCUUUGUUUACUUUGCUGACCUGGCCAUGCCCCUGCUGGGUGUAGGUGCUGACCCACACAUUGCCCUGGCUCUGCCACCCGAAUCCAAGGUGGCCAAAGAGAAAGCGGAGGAGCCCUCGUUCCAACUCCUGGACGAGGAGAUGAGCAUCAGGAUAGAUAAAAUAGAGAAUGGAGACGUGUACCAGAGGAGGAGAGGACCUCAUUCAGGCAGCUCAGAUGGACAGGAAACAGGAAGUAAACAACAGGAAGAGGUUGGACGGACAGGAAGCAGCUGGCGACGAAUUCUUCUCCUUAUCCUUGCCAUCACCAUCCACAAUAUCCCAGAGGGUUUGGCCGUGGGGGUUGGAUUCGGAGCUAUUGGAAAGACUUCAUCUGCUACUUUUGAAAGCGCCAGAAAUUUGGCCAUCGGUAUUGGCAUCCAGAAUUUCCCAGAAGGCUUGGCAGUGAGCCUGCCGCUCCGGGGUUCAGGGGUCUCAACAUGGACAGCCUUCUGGUAUGGCCAGCUGAGCGGGAUGGUAGAGCCUAUUGCUGGGCUGCUGGGCGCCGCCGCCGUUGUCUUGGCAGAACCUUUGUUGCCAUAUGCGUUGGCGUUUGCUGCCGGGGCCAUGGUUUACGUGGUGGUGGAUGACAUCAUACCUGAGGCUCAAAUCAGUGGAAAUGGGAAGCUGGCAUCCUGGACCUCCAUCUUGGGCUUCGUAGUGAUGAUGUCAUUAGACGUGGGGCUGGGCUGACGUCGCCAUGUCAACGGAACCAUCGGCCAUGAUGUCAUCGCAGUGCUGCUGACCUCAGUUUUUUAAAAAGGGGACCAAAUGAAGUGUUUUAUUCUGAAACACUGUUUAUCCAUUUUGUUUGAAUUGUUGCUACUUGAAAUUCAGAAAUGAUAACAGAAACUAUUUUGUAAAACAUGUUGAGAGGAGGCUGGACUUGAAUAGGUAAUGUCUUUUAUUUUCACACUAGCAGUUAUUUUCUAAGAGCAGCUGUCACUUUUUUUCAAAUGGCAGAUAUUUAAUUUAGGAAUGGAUUUAGGAAUAUUUUAGGAAUAUUUUCCAGAUUCCAGAGUUUGUGAAUGUUUUGCUUGGAGGGUGUACUUUUUUUUUUAUUUCUUCUUUUUUCAGAAUCAUUUUUUUGAAAAUUGAAAAUGAAUGUUAUUUUUUAGUUUACGUCUUCCAGUUUUUGUAUUUCCUCAUGACGGUAAUACUUGAAGUCUGGUGUUGGAUUUGGUGAUUUAUGGGACCGCCUGUGAAUGAUUAGAUUUAGCUUAGCCUAGCCUGCUGUAUCAUUAUCACUGCAAAGCAGCAAGGUACAAUGUGAUUACAAUGUACUGAAACAUGAAAUUCCAAAUGUAUCUACACAAUUGUAACUUUAAUGAGGAGCCACUAAUUCAGAUAUCAUACUUUAACAUAUUUGACUUUGUCCUCUUCUAUAACAAACUCGAAACAAAAGCCCCCUUUUCAACCAAAUGUAGUGCCUUCUUCUCUUUAGGGCACGGUCUCCUGCCAUCUACAGGUCAGUCUGAAGAAUCACAUGCUGCGGUCGAUAUCUAAUUACUUAAAUGCUUAAGUUAAUGCUGAAUAUUGUGAAGUAUUUAUAUAAUUAAACAACCAAGUGAUUCUCAAUUUGCUUCACCUCAUGGUUUCUAAUGUUCAUCAUCCAU